This is a messenger RNA of Panicum virgatum (switchgrass), 2288 nucleotides long. RefSeq names its product amino-acid permease BAT1 homolog. Gene Ontology annotation, cellular component: membrane. The record is from RefSeq and is a predicted model, not a curated record. The transcript has 7 exons. Gene Ontology annotation, molecular function: L-alanine transmembrane transporter activity; gamma-aminobutyric acid transmembrane transporter activity; L-lysine transmembrane transporter activity. Bases 382 to 1995 code for a protein of 537 amino acids. NCBI's taxonomy places the organism in Eukaryota, Viridiplantae, Streptophyta, Magnoliopsida, Poales, Poaceae. Gene Ontology annotation, biological process: gamma-aminobutyric acid transport; transmembrane transport.
UCGUUUACCGCUGCGAACCACCAGUGUCGCAGAUCCAUCGUCCACUUGGGCAGAAGAGGAAUCUGUGUCGCCCCCGAGCCGGAGUAAACAAACCCGUUCCCACCUAUCCUCAUCCGGUGCCCGUUUUCUCGGGCCCCGCCCAUCGCACUCUCCUCGAGUCGAGUUGACUGCACCCGCCGCGCGCGCCCUCCUCUUCGUGGACUCCUCCCUCUCCCCCCUUCUUCUCCACGAUUCCACCUCCCGGCCCGUCCAUUCCGUUCCUUCCUUCCUUCAAGUACCAGCGCUCCUCCCGGCCGGCGCACUCAGCUCGCCGUCUCCCUCCCCGUGCGAUCGAGCCGCCUGCCUGCUGCGGCACACCGCGCGGUGACAGCGGAGCAAGCCAUGACGUGGAAUAAGCCCCCGGCCGGCGGCGCCGCCGUGACGGCCGUCGACGCCGGCGGCGCCGCCGUGACGGCCGUCGACGCCGGCGGCGGCGGCGGCGACGACACCGGCCUCGCGCGCCUCCGGGAGCUCGGGUACAAGCAGGAGCUCAAGCGCGACCUCUCGGUGCUGUCCAAUUUCGCCUUCUCCUUCUCCAUCAUCUCGGUGCUGACGGGGAUCACCACGCUCUACAACACGGGCCUCACCUUCGGCGGGCCCGCCACCAUGACCUUCGGCUGGUUCGUCGCCGGCGCCUUCACCAUGACCGUCGGCCUCUCCAUGGCCGAGAUCUGCUCCUCCUUCCCCACCUCCGGCGGCCUCUACUACUGGAGCGCCCGCCUCUCCGGCAAGCGCUGGGCGCCCUUCGCCUCCUGGAUCACCGGAUGGUUCAACAUCGUUGGACAGUGGGCCGUGACGACCAGCGUGGACUACUCCCUGGCGCAGCUGAUCCAGGUGAUCAUCCUGCUGGGCACCGGCGGCAAGAACGGCGGCGGGUACCUGGCGUCCAAGUACGUGGUGAUCGCCUUCCACGCCGCGAUCCUGCUCAGCCACGCCGUCAUCAACAGCCUCCCCAUCACCGUGCUCUCCUUCUUCGGGCAGUUCGCCGCGGCCUGGAACAUGCUGGGCGUCUUCGUGCUCAUGGUCGCCGUGCCCGCCGUCGCCACCGAGCGGGCCAGCGCCGAGUUCGUCUUCACCCAUUUCAACACCGACAACGGCGCCGGGAUCCGCAGCAACCUCUACAUCUUCGUCCUCGGCCUGCUCAUGAGCCAGUACACGCUCACCGGAUACGACGCCUCUGCGCACAUGACUGAGGAGACCAAGAACGCCGACAAGAACGGCCCGAUCGGCAUCAUCAGCGCCAUCGGCAUUUCGAUCCUGGUGGGCUGGGGCUACAUCCUCGGCAUCACGUUCGCGGUGAAGGACAUACCCUACCUGCUGAGCCCCGACAACGACGCCGGAGGGUACGCCAUCGCCGAGGUGUUCUACCUCGCCUUCAAGAGCCGGUACGGGAGCGGCGCCGGCGGGAUCGUCUGCCUGGGGAUCGUCGCCGUCGCCAUCUACUUCUGCGGCAUGAGCUCUGUCACAAGCAACUCCAGGAUGGCGUACGCGUUCUCGAGAGACGGCGCCAUGCCCUUCUCCUCCGUGUGGCACAAGGUGAACAAGCAGGAGGUGCCCAUCAACGCCGUCUGGCUCUCGGUCUCCGUCGCCCUCUGCAUGGCGCUGCCGUCGCUGGGCAGCCUGGUGGCGUUCCAGGCGAUGGUGUCGAUCGCGACGAUCGGGCUGUACAUCUCGUACGCGCUGCCGAUCCUGUUCCGGGUGACGCUGGCGCGCAAGCACUUCUCGCCGGGGCCCUUCAACCUGGGCCGCUACGGUGUGCUCGUCGGCGGGGUCGCCGUGCUCUGGGUGGCCACCAUCACCGUGCUCUUCUCGCUGCCCGUCACAUACCCGGUGACCAAGGACACGCUCAACUACACGCCCGUCGCCGUCGGCGGGCUCUUCUUCCUCGUGCUCUCCUCCUGGGUGCUCAGCGCCAGGCACUGGUUCAAGGGCCCCGUCACCAACCUCGACGGAUGACCUGGCCGGGGUGGUGCGCGACGCCAUGGGGUUGGAUGUGUUCAGGGUGUCACGGUGGAGGCUGCUGCUCGCAUGCUGGAUGCUGCUGUUUGUAUGGUGGCUGGUUGAUUUAUUUGGCCAGUAAAAUGUGCGUGAGUGGAGGAGUUCCACGGGUCACGGGAGAUCAGGCAGGGAAGAGUUGGGAGGCAACGGGGAUGUUGUAGCUACAUUGUCUGAAAGAAAGACUGGCAAGGCAACCGAUAGAGUAAAUUCUGUCGCUUGGUAAAAUGCAUCAGAAUUAGUAGGAUGCAGAA